This is a messenger RNA of Charadrius vociferus (killdeer), 1449 nucleotides long. It is a transcript of the gene DENND6B, whose product is annotated as DENN/MADD domain containing 6B. Gene Ontology annotation, molecular function: guanyl-nucleotide exchange factor activity. The transcript has 14 exons. The annotation marks the transcript as partial. The record is from RefSeq and is a predicted model, not a curated record. Gene Ontology annotation, cellular component: recycling endosome. Lineage: Eukaryota; Metazoa; Chordata; Aves; Charadriiformes; Charadriidae.
AUGGUUAGCGCGAAGCGAGCGAGCGUGGUGAGCUUCCAGCGCGCUGGCGCGCUGCCACCCUUGCUAUUUAUAGACUUGCAAGAAGAGUCGAGCCCUGAAGAAAGCUCCCGAUUCGAGCGCCGGGUGACUCCCAAGCUGACCUGCAGCGGAGUCACUGCCCCGGAGCUGCAGAAGCCUGAGGAGCAGAUCUCCACUUCUCCGGCCAUUCCUAAUUUCUUUCUCAUCCGCUUAUUUAACGCCAGCUGCAAUUUCUGCAUUGCCCGGUCAUUGGUGUAUCCUUAUGACUUUAGACUAACAGAGAAAGAGAAGACUAGUAUCUGCUACUUGUCCUUCCCAGACUCCUACUCAGGUGGCCUGGGGGAUACUCAAUUUAGCUUCCGCCUUCGUCAGUCUGGGGGACAGAGGACCACUCAUUACGAGGAUGACGGCGAGUACAAUAGAGAAGCACCUCUAACGCUGCAGCGGGAGUCAGCCCAUUACUUUGGUUAUGUAUACUUCAGGCAAGUCAAGGACAGCUCCAUGAAGAGAGGUUAUUUUCAGAAGUCUCUGGUGCUGGUGUCACGCCUUCCAUAUGUGAACUUGUUCCAGUCAUUGCUGCAGCUGAUUGCUCCGGAGUACUUUGACAAGCUGGAGCCGUGCCUGGAGGCAGUGUGCAAUGAGAUUGAUCAGUGGCCGCCUCCCGUGCCAGGACAGACUCUGAACCUUCCGGUGAUGGGAGUUGUCAUCCAGGUGAGAAUCCCAUCAAGGGUGGAUAAACCAGGAUCAAGUCCAGUGAAGCAGUUCAACCAAGAGAAUCUGUUACCAGCCCCACUGGUUCUCCCCAGUAUUCACGAACUGGAUCUUUUCAGGUGUUUCCAGCCCGUGCUAAUCCACGUCCAGAUGCUAUGGGAGCUGAUGUUACUAGGAGAGCCAAUUGUGGUAAUGGCACCAUCCCCUACGGUUUCUUCAGAAAUGGUUCUGGCACUUACCAGCUGCCUUGCUCCUCUGAGGUACUGUUGUGACUAUCGCCCCUAUUUUACUAUCCACGACAGUGAAUUCAAAGAGUACACCACCAGGACACAAGCUCCGCCAAACAUUGUUGUGGGAGUCACAAACCCUUUCUUUAUCAAAACUCUCCAGCACUGGCCACACAUUCUUCGGGUUGGGGAGCUCAGGAUGUCAGGAGACCUGCCCAAGCAAGUUAAGGUGAAGAAGCUAGCUAAACUAAAAACUCUAGACACAAAACCAGGCUCUCGGCGGCGCAUUCCUCCGGUCUUCCCGCAGGGUGGCUCUGCCUUCCCAAGUGUCCACGUCUCCACCCGGUUUGGUGUCAUCGGCAAACGCCGUCGGGACACCCUUGAUCCCAUCGCCUGGAUCACCUAUGAAGAUACCAAGCGGCGCUUGGUAUCAACCAACCAACUUGGGACUGGUUGGCAGCUUGAGAAGGAGCUGGUGACCACCACCCUCGGG